AUGUCGACCACUCCCACCCCCAACAGGGGUAUUGCAGUCUUUUCGGGAGGCAGUGCUGCCAACAAUCUAGUCGAGGUAUUCGACACAGUGCGCGACACCAAGAACUGCCCAUUGAGCUAUAUUAUUCCCAUCAGUGACAACGGAGGUUCCUCAUCGGAGCUGAUCCGCAUCUUCGGGGGUCCAGGAAUUGGCGACGUGAGAAGUAGACUGGUCCGUCUGAUUCCAGACUCGCCCCCGAAUUCCGAACGGGGUGCCAUAAAGACCCUCUUCAAUCAUCGACUGUCAGCGCACGCAGCCACCGCCCACGCAGAAUGGCUCUCCAUCGUAGAUGGCACAUCGACGCUCUGGCAAGCCAUUACGCCAGCAAAGAAAGAACUCAUACGCUCUUUCUUCAACCUUCUCAACCUGGAGAUCCUAAAGCGUGCCCGGCCCCAUCAUCAACCUUCGACUUCACCUCUGCCAGCCGGCAGCUUCGAAAGCGCCAUCUACCUCCUUGGUAGCAUCUGCGGCGUGCCAUCCGACACCGUCCGCGUAAUCCCAGCCAUCAACUCCAACUUCUCCCACCACAUCUCCGCCUCCCUCGCGAACGGCUCCAUCAUCGUCGGCCAGAACAGCAUCUCCCACCCCAGCGAAGCAACAGCCCUCCAGCCCCGCCCCAGACGCCCAAGCCUACUGCUCGCGGACGGCGCCGACGACUUCACAGACACCGACACCUCCGACACGCACUCCUACGAAGACGACCACCCACCAGGCUCGCUGCCCACCCUGCGCAACAAAAACAUCCAAUUCUCCAAAUCCGAAAACGAGGAUCUCCCCUCCCGCAUCACCCGCAUCUGGUACAUCAACCCCUACGGCCAGGAAAUCCGACCACCGGCCAAUCCCCGCGUUCUCGAAGCCAUCCGUGAUUCGCAGGCCAUCAUCUACAGCAUCGGCUCCCUCUACACGUCUCUCAUCCCGUCUCUGAUCCUGCGCGGCGUGGGACAGGCCAUCGUGACGAGUCCCGCUCGACAUAAGAUUCUGAUCCUGAACGGGUCCCUAGACCGAGAAACGGGCCCCCCGUCUGAACCUUUCACGGCGGUGAACUUCGUCGAGGCGAUCACUCGCGCCGGGGAGGAAAGUCGUGGUCGCAUGGCUCUUUCUGCCUCGAAUACUAGUACUCAUAGGUCGAUUCCAGGUCUGGGUCUUCCUUAUUCGUCGUAUGUCACGCAUCUUCUUCACCUAGAGGGUCCUGGGACGCCACAGGUAGAUCGUGAACGGCUCGCUGAGAUGGGGAUCGAGACGCUUCGUCUUUACGGGAGGAAGAUCGUCACGACGGAUGCGGGUGGUGCUGAGACGCCUGUUGGAAUGAAGUAUGAUGCCACGGCUUUGGUCCAGGCUCUUGAGGUGGUGCUUGGUAAGAAGGGUGAUGCGAUGCUUCGGGGUGGGGAGAAGAAUGGCUUAAGCCGAAGGAAUACAUUAGAUCCUGGGAGGAAGAGAUAG
Molecule: messenger RNA, 1479 nt
Organism: Aspergillus nomiae NRRL 13137
Lineage: Eukaryota; Fungi; Ascomycota; Eurotiomycetes; Eurotiales; Aspergillaceae
Exons: 3
Coding region: 1-1479 (492 amino acids)
Molecular function (GO): LPPG:FO 2-phospho-L-lactate transferase activity
Source: RefSeq, a predicted model, not a curated record